GUCUCCAUCCACCUCUGGACAUUGAGCUGGAGACGAUCAACUGCACUGCAGUCCGGGUCAAGUGGUGGAUACCCUGGAGACACAUCAGUACUGUUACGGGUUACAAGGUGUUUUACACUGAGAUGAGGAAUGGCCGUCCAGCAAGUUCAGCUGUAGCAGUGAAUGUUCGUCUCAGUCUGGACAUGUUGGCUACAGUAAAGUUCAAUGGGCACACAAUUUUUGAUGUAGAAAUUGGCAGUUUGAAGAUGGCAGCUCAGUAUGUGUUUAGUGUCGGUGCGUAUGGAUGGGCAGGAGAGGGACGACCCAGCGUGCCACGGAGAGUCAGCACCUUCCAACCAGAGAUGUGCAUGCCCCCCUCGGCCCCCUCGCAACCAGCCGUAGGGGCUGUUUCGGAUACUGAAACCGAGUUGUCAUGGAAACAGAGUGAAAGAAAGGGAAGCUCACCUGUCCUUCAUUUCAUUGUGUUUUAUAUCAGACCAGAGCUGGACUCUGAGUGGACGUCCCUAAAGGAUCCAGUGAACAGCAGCUCGGUGGUUGUGAGAGGACUGGAUCCUGACACUCAGUACCAUUUUGCUGUCCAGGCAGUCAAUGUCUACGGAGCCAGCCCACACAGUGCCAUCACUGACCCAAUAUGGACCUUCAGUGUGCAGGAGGGGGGCAGCGGGAGCUUGGGUCAGGGUUCUCCUGGCAACGGCAACAUUAAUCAGGAGGRUUUGACUGAUGUUAAGAACUCUGAUUAUGGGGCCCUCAUUCAGGAGCCACUUUUCUCUCCAGAAGAAGACAGAAGAUCUCUGCCGAGGUCCCGAACAUGGAGUCCCAUCUCACACACAGGGGGAGGAGGAAUGUCUCCUAGAGAGAACACUGCUGAUUCUGGCACCAUCAUCACUGCUAACAAGGCAGCCACUAUAAUAUCCACCUCUACCACACCCAUUCCCGCCAACCACACCCUUACCACCAACCCAGUUGCCCUCACCUCGUCUCCAGGCCUGGAUAGCAUUCUUCCGACCCCUAGCUCAGCCCCAAUCCCGGCCCACUCCACCYUGGCUGGCCCCCUCUCCCCUACCCCUCCCAGCCCUAGGUCCCAGUGGAAUGGACAGGUGAGGGAGCUUUAUGACCUGGCCUGUGAGGACGCUGUGUGUUCUCUCAACAGUGUGUGUAUAGAUGAUUACCAAAGUGGGGGAUCUCGCUGUUACUGUGCCCUGGGCCGAGGAGGGGACGCCUGCUCUCAGGUUGUAGUGGUGAAAUAUCCACAGUUUUACGGCUUCUCCCAUGUUGCCUUUGAGCCUCUGAAGAAUUCCUAUCAAUCCUUUCAGAUCAUGCUUGAGUUUAAGACUGACUCCGAGAAUGGCCUUCUGUUGUUCUGUGGGGAGAAUGAACAUGGCAGUGGAGACUUCACCUCACUGGCUCUCAUACAUGGGAAGCUCCACUUUAGGUUUAACUGUGGCACAGGCACUGCCCAGAUAGUGAGUGGGAGUCGGGUGGCACUGGACCAGUGGCACAGUGUCGUUGUCGGCAGGGAGGGUGCGAUUGGCUGGCUAAGACUGGACAAUGACACACCUGUGACAGGACAUGCACAGGGCGACUACAAUAAGAUCACAUUCAGAACCCCUCUUUACGUGGGCGGCUCCCCUAAUGCUUAUUGGCUGGCCAGGACAGCAGGGACCAAUCGGGGUUUCCAGGGGUGUAUCCAGACGCUAAGUAUCAACAGCAGGGUGACGGACAUGAGGCCUUGGCCAAUGGGAUGGGCUCUUAGUGGGGCGGAUGUGGGUGAAUGCAGUGCCAGUGUCUGUGAAGGGGUCACCUGUGCCAAUGAAGGAACUUGCUUUGCCAGCCAUGCAGAUGGGUACAUAUGUCUGUGUGCACUGGGUUAUAGGGGUCCUCUAUGCCAGGAGAGCUUCCAGCUGGUGGUGCCGUACUUUAAUGCGUCUGUGCUGUCAUACGCUAGCGCCCUCUGGCCUCGGUCCUCCAGACACUACCUGUCCUGGAUGGAGUUUGAGGUGACCUUCAGGCCGACGGCUCCUKAUGGCAUUCUGCUCUACAGCCAGGACUCAGCCAGCAGAGACUUCCUGUCAAUCAGUCUGCUGGGAGGAUACUUGGAGUUCAGCUUCGACUGUGGCUCUGGGACAGCCACCAUCAGGAGUGAAGAGACGGUCACAAUGAACGAGUGGCAUGAGCUGCGUGUCUCCAGGACGGGCAGAGAGGGCAUCCUGCAGGUGGAUAACCAGAUGCCCACACACAGCCUGGGUGAGGGAGCAUUCACUCAGAUCAGGUGCAGCGGUCCUCUGUACAUCGGGGGCGUUCCAGAACACACCAAUCCCAGGACUAAGAUCAACGCUGGUGCUGCUCUGCUCCAUCACUUCACUGGCAGUAUCCAAAAGAUCACUCUUAAUGAGCGCAGCAUCCGUCUGCCCCAGGACUUCUCUGAAGGGGUAAACAUAGAGAACUCCCUGCACCCCUGUGUAGACUCACCCUGUGCCAACAGGGGCACGUGCCGCCCAAAACAGGCCUUGUAUGAGUGUGACUGUCCCCUGGGAUACACUGGAAAGCACUGCCUACAAGUAACCGAGGCAACUGAGACUCCCCAGUUUAUUGGACGAAGCUACCUCGUUUAUAACAACAAGGACAUUUUAAAGAGGGUGUCAGGCUGCAGGACUCAUGUGUUGCUGCGCUUUAGGAGCUCYGCUCAGGAUGGCUUGUUGCUAUGGCGAGGCCACACUCCUGUGAGGGCCAACAGUGACUUUGUUUCUCUGGGCUUGGAGGACGGGGCUCUCAUCUUCAGCUAUAACCUUGGAAGUGGUGUUGCCAUAGUAAUGAUCAAUGGAACCUUUAGUGAUGGACAAUGGCAUCGGGUCAAGGCAAUCAGAGAUGGCCAGUAUGGGAGCCUGACAGUGGACCACUAUGAGACCAGUACAGGGAGAUCACCAGGCAACAUGAGACAGCUCAAUACCAACAGCAUGGUGUACCUUGGUGGAAUGAAAGAGGUUGGCUUGUAUAACCAUGGCCAGUACCUGUGGGGCCUGGUGGGCUGCAUUUCUCAACUCACCCUCUCUACUGACUACCACCUGUCUCUGGUGGAGGAUGCAGCCGCUGGCAAGAACAUCAACACAUGCAGGCCCUGACAGCUGCUGACCUCGUUUCCCUGGGCACUCAUUUACAGGGGGGACUCAUUUACACGGGGGACCAUGAGCAGACUAUAUCAUGUUUUAUAAUUAUGUUCAUAUUUACUGUAUGUCUUGGGAUGAACCCAAACACUCAAUUGAUGGUUAAACUUGCAAAUAUUUGAUUAUUUAUUGUUUUUUUACUGUAAAGAAUUUCCAUUGUUUUGAAAAUGUAUUGAUUUUUUUAAUGGGAUUCCCGUCUCAUGGACAGUAGAGGCAUGAAACAGCCUUCUAGAAUCUCUUUGUGCCUGAUACUGAGGUGGGGUGUAGGGUUUUGUACUGUCAGAUACUGCUAUCCAGCUGUUUUGUGUAUUUAAUCCCGUAAUACAUGCAUUGUAUUACUUUACGUUCAUAUUCUUAAUUAACUCCUAUUAGUUCUUAUUGUUGUUGCAUUGUAGAGAAGGAACCUGCAAGUAAGCAUUUCCUUGGACAGUGUACACCAUGUGUAUCCUGUACAUAUGACGAAUACAACUUUCAACUUGUAUUGUAACCAUAUAUCUGUCAAAGGAAAUGUAUAGGAUGUAUAUGUAUUGCAAUAUGCAGAAGAUUUUCUGGAUGUGGAAAUGUAUACAAAUGCCAUAACAUGUCCUGACAUGCCUUUUUACAAACAUAAACAUUUUAAAUAGCA
Messenger RNA from Salvelinus sp. IW2-2015, 3786 nucleotides. Lineage: Eukaryota; Metazoa; Chordata; Actinopteri; Salmoniformes; Salmonidae. The record is from RefSeq and is a predicted model, not a curated record.